Nannospalax galili (Upper Galilee mountains blind mole rat) is the source of this 453-nucleotide messenger RNA. Its product is annotated as disintegrin and metalloproteinase domain-containing protein 33-like. The record is from RefSeq and is a predicted model, not a curated record. Gene Ontology annotation, molecular function: metalloendopeptidase activity. Lineage: Eukaryota; Metazoa; Chordata; Mammalia; Rodentia; Spalacidae. Gene Ontology annotation, biological process: proteolysis. The transcript has 5 exons. The annotation marks the transcript as partial.
ACAGAAAUCCACUACAGCUCAGAUGGACAGCCAGUGGUGCUGGUCCCCAGCCACAUGGAUCACUGCCACUAUCAUGGGCGUGUGAGGGGCUUCCAAGACUCCUGGGUAGUCCUCAGCACCUGUUCUGGGAUGAGUGGCCUGAUUGUGCUCACCAGCAAUGUCAGCUACUAUCUUUAUCCCCGGCCUCCUGGGGACACCGAGGACUUUGCAACCCACAAGAUCUUCCGGAUGGAGCAGCUGCUUACCUGGAAAGGGACCUGUGGUGACAAGGACUUGGGGGACAAAGUGAGGCGAGAGGCCCGCAGGAACCCCAGGUACCUGGAGCUGUACAUAGUGGCUGACCACACCCUGUUUUUGAUCCAGAACCAGAACUUGAACCAAACCAAACAGCGUCUCCUGGAAGUCGUCAAUUGUGUGGACCAGGUUGGGAGAGUUAGGAAGCAGAAGGAUGGG